GGAGACAUAACCCGCCGAACCAGUUAAGCAGAGGUAUCCCCCGCCACAUCUUUACCGCAAGGAGAUACCUGAUAUGUACGGUACUCCUUCUGGCAGUUCUCGUCAGAUCCGUCACUAUCACCCGUUAGUAUUUUCGUAGCCUGGCUGAAACUCGCAGAAGCUAGGAUUUAAGUAUGACCUCAAUUGGAUGUAACCACUAUCUCCGUCGACGCUACCUUACCUUAUUUUACAAGAUGCCCGGAAAAAAAAGAGUGAUAUGUGAUGAGGAGACAGCGGAGAUAGCUAAGCAAAAGCCGACCAUGAUGAUGACUCUUCGGUCCUAAAUGGUGUAUGGCUCGCUUGAUAAUCAAUUAGUAGCGACUAUUGAUACACUAUGUAUAAAUAGAUGUCCAUUAUUUAGUCUCCGUUCUUGGAGCUUUUUCUUCAAACUGAUCUCUCUCCUUCUCCCUCUCAGAGUGUGCCAUCGAUCAGCCCUGAGUUACGACUGUCCUCUCUGCUUAUAACCUUCUAUAACCAAAAUAGUAACGGUAUUCUUCCCAGGUGAAGAAAGUUAGACAAGCUUCCGGCCUCGACUGUGUUAUCAUCCCGCGGCUGUGGCCUUAGUCAGGUACCCCCACAUCAAGCUAACAGGUAGCUAUCCCCCUAGCAGAACCAUGGCGACCUCUUACACCAUCAAUUCCGCUUUCAAGUUAAACAGCGGCUAUGAAAUCCCUCUACUGGGUUUCGGUGUAUACUUAACCCCGCCAGAGGAGACUGAGAGGGCCGUUGCCGAUGCACUCAAAGCCGGCUACCGCCACAUCGACUCGGCCGUCUUUUACCACAACGAAGACGGCUGUGGCAAAGCUAUCAAGGCCAGCGGGCUACCGCGGUCUGAGAUCUAUUUCACAACCAAGAUUCCGCCAAACCUAAUGUCAUACGAUGCCACUAAGGCACAAGUCGACAAGAGUCUGAAAACUGCGGGCCUGGACUACAUCGAUCUCAUACUCAUCCAUGCGCCGUAUGGUGGCUCAGGGGCCCGAAAAGGAGUGUGGAAAGCACUCGUGGAAGCUGUUGAGGAGGGCAAGGUCCGAUCCAUCGGUGUCAGUAACUAUGGUGUCCAGCAUCUCGACGAGUUAGAAAAGCACAUUGCGGAACUUGAAGUCGAACGAGGCGGUAAGGGCAAAGGAGGUGUCAUCUCAGUCGGCCAGUGGGAGAUUCACCCAUGGUGCCGUCGCGAGGAUAUCGCCGAAUGGUCUAAGAAGCGCAACAUCGCCGUCGAAGCCUACUGUCCCGUUGUCAGGGGUGAGCGAUUCGGCGACCCGACUCUGGUUAGCCUCGCCGAGAAAUACGGCAAGACUCAAGCUCAGAUCUUGAUUCGAUGGAGCUUACAGAAGGGUUAUCUCCCGCUUCCUAAGAGCGUCACACCUUCCCGAAUUAUCGAGAACGCCGCAAUCUACGACUUUGACUUGUCCCAGGAGGACGUCGAGAAGUUGAACACGGACGUAUAUGCCCCUAUUGCCUGGGACCCUACUGUGGCUAGUCUAGACGACUAAAUGCAGUGAACCCCUUUUAGGAAUUUAGAGGAUGGUAACAUAGCGUUUGACUAUAGUAACUGCAAUUAGUUAAUAUACACAGUCUUCCAACUUAGCCCACGUCACGUUAGUGUAGGAGAGCUUUUGUCAAGACGUCCAUAGUUCAAUCAUGAAGAUUAACUACCGGUUAUGCGAAGUAAAACAUCGGGCCAAACAAUUACCCAAGUCUCAAGUUUCGCCUAUAUUAAUGCUUAGCUAAAGGACAAUUGUCGGAAUAUAUGACUAUACUCGACAAUAAGCAC
Molecule: messenger RNA, 1813 nt
Organism: Daldinia loculata
Lineage: Eukaryota; Fungi; Ascomycota; Sordariomycetes; Xylariales; Hypoxylaceae
Product: putative aldehyde reductase
Exons: 5
Coding region: 654-1532 (292 amino acids)
Molecular function (GO): oxidoreductase activity
Source: RefSeq, a predicted model, not a curated record